GGAGCCAGUUCUUAUCAGCUCAGGAGAUCUAAUUAUUGUCAUCUCUUCCCAACCCCAUAAUUGGUUUCGUGCUUGUAGCUUGAAAUUGGCCAUGAUAGGAAUAUUUACAGAAGCCAAACAAUACAAAUCAGCCCCUCCCCCCAAACUGGUUGUUACACAUUUACCAGUGUACUACUGAUGUAGGUAGUAGAAACCAGGAGAGUGAAUUCUCUCCCGUUGUACCCCUACUGGCCAUUUGGGCCCGAUUCAAGAAGCCUCAAGGGCUUCACAGACACUACGAUGUUUAUGGCUGGAAUGCGGGGGAGGGCUCUGAGUUCUGGAGAGAGGCGGAUUCGGAGAAAGGUUGAGUGAAGAGUGAGUGACAAAGCUACGGAUAACUUAGGUCUCAGCUGGGAAGAUAAAAUGAGAGAGGUGUCGGAUGAAAGGGCUCCCUUCCCUGGCGUCUCUAGCCGAUUCCCGCCACGCUGGUUGGAGAAGAAAGGGAAGAAGGUGUCUCGGAGAGAUGGACCACUGCGGUGGCGUGGGCACUUAGCUACAGUCCUUCCCCCGGUCCGCCGUCAGGAGGCGCUCUUGCGCGGCCUCCAGACCCACGGCCGCAGCUCCGCACGGCGACGCUCUAGUCGCUGUUUCUCUAAGGCAGGAGGAGCGGUUUGCAGCCGCAAGGCCUCGCCUCGCAUCGCGCAGCCUGCCAGCGUCGGUCAUGACGCGGCUCCCAAAGCUGGUGGUUUUCGAUCUGGAUUACACGCUCUGGCCGUUCUGGGUGGAUACGCACGUAGACCCCCCGUUCCACAAGGGCAGCGACGGGGCCGUCCGGGAUAGGCGGGGCCAGACAGUCCGACUGUAUCCAGAGGUGCGUGACGUCCUGGAAAGGCUGCAGGGCCUUGAGGUACCCGUCGCGGCCGCUUCACGAACAGGGGAGAUUGAAGGGGCCAACCAGCUACUGGAGCUCUUUGACCUUGACAGAUACUUUGUUCAUCGGGAAAUCUACCCAGGCAGCAAGGUCACCCACUUUGAGAGGUUGCAGCAGAAGACAGGAGUUGUCUUCUCCCAGAUGAUCUUCUUUGAUGACGAGAAGCGGAAUAUCCUAGACGUCAGCAAACUGGGUACAGAGUGGAGUUACCUGCAUUCAUGUCCAGAAUGGAAUGAAUCUUCAAACCCUAAGUCAGGGACUGGAGACGUUUGCAAAGGCCCAAGCUGGGCCCUGAGGUCCAGUCCUGUGGAUGAGCCUCAUUUGAAGCAUAAAACUGAAAGGAAAUCAUGAAGGCAUUUUCAGGUGUAUUUGUAAAUUAUUAAAGUAUGUUUGUGUGUGACA
Molecule: messenger RNA, 1312 nt
Organism: Herpailurus yagouaroundi (jaguarundi)
Lineage: Eukaryota; Metazoa; Chordata; Mammalia; Carnivora; Felidae
Gene: MDP1
Product: magnesium dependent phosphatase 1
Exons: 6
Coding region: 701-1261 (186 amino acids)
Molecular function (GO): acid phosphatase activity
Source: RefSeq, a predicted model, not a curated record